Molecule: messenger RNA, 3560 nt
Organism: Monomorium pharaonis (pharaoh ant)
Lineage: Eukaryota; Metazoa; Arthropoda; Insecta; Hymenoptera; Formicidae
Gene: ple
Product: tyrosine 3-monooxygenase
Exons: 7
Coding region: 353-2071 (572 amino acids)
Biological process (GO): dopamine biosynthetic process from tyrosine
Cellular component (GO): cytoplasm; perikaryon; axon
Molecular function (GO): iron ion binding; tyrosine 3-monooxygenase activity
Source: RefSeq, a predicted model, not a curated record
UUCGCUCGUACGCUCCGUGCAAAGCGGACUUAAGUAGUAGAGGCUCGUUAUCGCCGACGUCCUCGUCGUUUGUUGUAGUCGACCCGUAGCAGAACGGACGGAUCGAGGCCGAAGAGGACGCAGCUGGAGCACAUCGGGAUAUUAAAGUUGAAAAACGCGCGACGUAGACCAACGAGGAGUCCGUUCGUGUAAUUUGUCGCAAGCGGAAGUGAAGAGCUCAUACGCAUCACCCUUUGCUACAUCAAGUGAGCACUAUCAGGCCGAGAAUUGACAAUUUAAAUAAAGAGGCCCAAGUCGGUCGUCAAACUAAGAGAAAUCAUCUAAAUUAAGAAAGAGGAGUGACAAAGAAGACAUGAUGGCAGUCGCAGCCGCUCAGAAGAACCGCGAAAUGUUCGCCAUUAAGAAGUCUUACAGUAUUGAGAAUGGGUAUCCAGCGCGACGACGUUCUCUCGUAGACGAUGCCCGUUUUGAGACGCUGGUCGUCAAACAGACAAAGCAAAGCGUGCUCGAGGAAGCUCGACAACGAGCGAAUGACACGAACGCGGAUCAGACAACAAUUACGUGUACUCAGGAACAACAGGGUCAGGGAGAGUAUUAUGUCGAUGUUUCAUCAAGUGACGACGAGCAGGUGGAGUCGUUAGUUUGCGCAGCGAAGAAGGAAGAAGCGAAAGCGGAGGCUUCAGACAGCGAUGGAAAACCGGAUGACGAUGACGAUGAUGAUGCCGGGCUAACGGAGGAAGAAGUAGUGCUCGCAAAAACUAUAGCCGAAUCUCCAGAGAGCGAGUACAGCGUGCAGAAGGCGGCGCUGGUAUUAAGAUUGCGAGAGGGCAUCGGUUCUCUGGGCAGGAUCCUGAAGACAAUCGAAAAUUUCAAGGGCACGAUCACCCAUGUCGAGUCACGACCUUCCAAAAAAGAGGGCCUGCAGUUCGAGGUCUUGGUCAAGAUUGACAUGAGCAGACAGAGCCUGUUGCAGCUGAUUAGAAAUCUACGACAGAGCUCGGCCUUGGACGGUGUGACCCUGCUCGCCGACAAUUCCGUCAGCAUUAAAGAUCCCUGGUUUCCCCGUCACGCAUCCGACCUCGACAAUUGCAACCACCUGAUGACUAAAUACGAGCCGGAUCUCGACAUGAAUCACCCGGGUUUCGCCGACAAAGAGUAUCGCGCUCGUCGCAAGGUCAUUGCCGAAAUCGCUUUCGCCUACAAGUACGGCGACCCGAUGCCCAGCAUUCCUUACACAGAAACGGAAAAUGAAACCUGGUCGCGCGUUUUUAAUACUGUGGUGGACCUGGUGCCGAAACAUGCGUGCGUGGAAUACCAGAGGGUUUUCAAGAAAUUACAAGAGGAGAGAAUCUUCGAAUCCCACCGUAUACCGCAAUUGCAGGAAGUCAGCGAUUUUUUGAAGAAGAGUACGGGAUUCACACUUCGACCGGCCGCUGGUCUCUUGACGGCGCGGGACUUCUUGUCCAGCCUUGCCUUUAGGGUAUUCCAGAGCACCCAAUACGUCCGUCACAUCAACAGCCCGUAUCACACUCCCGAACCAGACUGCAUUCAUGAGCUCUUGGGUCACAUGCCGCUUCUGGGUGAUCCUAGUUUCGCUCAAUUUUCGCAAGAAAUCGGAUUGGCAUCUCUCGGCGCCUCAGAUGAAGAAAUCGAGAAGUUAUCAACCAUCUACUGGUUCACGGUUGAAUUCGGUCUUUGUAAAGAAGGUUCCGAAGUCAAGGCUUAUGGUGCUGGAUUGCUGUCAGCCUACGGCGAACUCUUGCACGCACUGAGCGAUAAGUGCGAGCAUCGAGCUUUCGACCCGACAAUUACCGCUCUCCAGAAGUAUCAAGAUCAAGAGUAUCAGCCGAUAUAUUAUGUAGCUGAAAGUUUCGAGGAUGCUAAGGAAAAAUUCCGUCACUGGGUGGCUACUAUGAGUCGGCCAUUCGAGGUCAGGUUCAAUCCGCAUACGCAACGCGUCGAAGUCCUCGACAGUGUUGAUAGACUGGAGAAUCUGAUUUCCCAACUCAAUACCGAGAUGACCCACCUUACGAAUGCCGUCAACAAAAUGAAAGCGAGACAAUUCGCGUAAGAAUGAGAACUUGUGCGUUGUCGUUUAUCGGUUAUUCCUUUUGCGAACCAUCGAACCUCGAGAUCGAUCAUGCACUUAGCCAAUUAAAUAAUCGUUGAAUUCUUGGGUGACAAUAAUUUUCGACAAUCUAUCAAACAACAGCUAUGAUAAUCAUACUUAUUAAAAAACCGUUCUAGUAAUUGUAACAGAGCUUAAUGAGUCUUUUAAUGAUAUAUUUCGAAAGCGUGUUAGUUCAAUCUAGUAAUUUUAGGGAAUUUAUAUAAGACGCGAAAGAUUAAUUUUUGUUUUAAAUAAGAAAAACAUCUUUAUUUGCAUCGAGGCUUUAGUUUCCAGGUUCGGUGGAGCACAUCAUCUCAUUGUUGUCAUUUUUAUUGCGUGAUUCGUCUCUUACGUGUAUAAAGUCAUUCAUUUGCGUUGUUAUACGCGUAUACGCGCGCUUGUUACGCAAAGAGAGUAAGAUUUUCUUGGCAUAAUCGCGAAUGUGUCAGUCCACAUUGCGUAUUUAUUGUGUUAUGAUCCGUCAAGAUAAUCAACUUAAUUGAAAAAUUAAUCAUGUUGAUGUAAUUCGUGACAGCCCAUUCUCUUGCCCUCGAGUGUCUUUACAAAGCGCUAAAUGGGCGGAAAUACAUAUCACAAGGCUAUCUUCGAAUAAACAGAAUGGCAUUAUUUUUUACCGAUAGCUGCGCGUACACGCGUAUAAAUGAUUUUCACAUUACUAUUACAUUAUUAUUAAUUAUUAUUUCGUUCUAUUCUUUUACAUAAUAUUGUAUUAUUACGUUAGUAUAUUAUGUUAUUGUGCAUGAAUUUGCUUAAUCCAGCAAACACUGGCAUCUGCCCCGAUAUUUCGUAGUCUACACUUAGCAAAAGUUAUAACGCGAGAUGGUUGUCGCUAAGAAUUGUCGUAGUCUCGUAGAACUUGUAGAGCUCGCGGGAUUGAUUCCUCAUCGCGAUAGAUAUUUGUUGUUCAAACUUGAGCGUACAGUAUUCCCUUCUUUCGCGAAUUAAUUGACACACGACGGCUGUAUGAGGUCGUUGGGCAGUAUUCCCGGAUUAGCUGAUAAAAAAUGAACGUUUAGCGAAUGUUCUUAUCGAUUUGUCGCACUUAAUUUAGAAUUUACCUGCAUCGAAUUAAACAGUAUUUCGUAAAGAAUAUGCUUAAGUUGUGUUCUUACUUAGAUAGCAUCUAGACGUUGUAUCGCUUCUUGUUCGAUCGAACUCUUUGGAGACUAGGUAGUCCCCAAACAGUUCCGGAAGUCACGAAGCGACGUUGCUUUAGAAGAGAUACUAUUUAGCGAGUAGUGCGAGUCCCCGCUUGCGCACGCUAUCCCUAUCGCAUCGACUCGUAUGAAAUAUUUUUCUCGUACGUGUACGUGCGUGUAACCCACCCUCGUUAGAUUGUAGUAAAGACGGUCAAUACAUAUGACAUGUUUCCUUUGUAUUAUAUUGUAAAGUACUCAGAGAGCAUAAUAAAAAAUUAAGAUAUGAAUCU